Stomoxys calcitrans (stable fly) is the source of this 1240-nucleotide messenger RNA. RefSeq names its product nitric oxide synthase-interacting protein homolog. The transcript is spliced from 3 exons. Gene Ontology annotation, molecular function: ubiquitin protein ligase activity. Lineage: Eukaryota; Metazoa; Arthropoda; Insecta; Diptera; Muscidae. Bases 86 to 979 code for a protein of 297 amino acids. Gene Ontology annotation, cellular component: nucleus. The record is from RefSeq and is a predicted model, not a curated record.
AGUGUAAAACGGGUUGUUUUCCUUUGGAUAGCAUUACAUUUCUCGAUAAAAUAAAUAAAAUAAUUCAAGGAUUUAAAGCUUUAAAAUGACCAGGCACGCCAGAAAUUGUACUGCGGGAGCCGUUUACACCUACAAUGAGAAGAAAAAAGAUGCUGCCGAAUCGGGUUACGGCACAAACGCUCAACGCUUAGGCAAGGAUUCAGUAAAAUCAUUUGAUUGCUGUUCCCUAUCCCUACAGCCCUGCCGAAAUCCCGUAAUUACCAAGGAUGGAUAUCUCUUCGACAAGGAGGCAAUACUUCAGUAUAUUAUUACCAAGAAAAAUGAAUAUAGCCGCAAAUUAAAGGAAUACGAGCGUUUGCGCAAACUAGAAGAAGACGAGCAAUCACAAGAGGCUAACCGCCAGCAAGAAAGCAAAGUGGAACAAUUUGUUAAAUCGGGUAAACCUGUUAAUGGCACAGUGGAGUUGCCGUCCUCCUCCAAGUCAUCCACUUCCAACAAAGUAGAUAAAAGCUCAAUAUCGAAUAUGGCCAACGGACACGAAAAAAAAUUACCAAGUUUUUGGUUACCUGAGAAUUGUCCUAAUGCUGGCAGAGCUAAAGCUAUAAAGCCUGAAUCAACCAUAUAUUGUCCCGUGUCAGAGAAACCAUUAAAGGCUAAAGAUUUGAUAGAUGUUAAAUUCACUUUGCUUAAGGAUGGUGACUCUAGCAAAUCUUUGAUAGCCAAAGAGGCACGAUAUAUGUGUCCUGUCACGCAUGAUGUACUCAGUAAUGCUGUUCCCUGUGCUGUGCUAAGACCAACUGGCGAUGUUGUGACUAUGGAAUGUGUUGAGAAACUUAUAAGAAAGGAUAUGAUACAUCCUUUGACAAACCAAAAAUUGAAAGAGAAGGAUAUCAUUCCUCUGCAAAGGGGUGGUACUGGUUAUGCUUUCACAAAUGAAAACUUAGAAGGCAAAGAAAAACGACCUAUGCUUCAAGUGUAGGCUAAAUGCAAAUACUUCCAUUUAUAAAAAUAAGAAUUAGAAUUAAUAUUAAUAUUAAUAUGAACCAUCACUUUUUCGGAUAUGUAAAGGCACCGGUAAGUUAUAAUAUUGUUAAUGAUAACCAUAAACCAAUAAAGAUAGGGGCAAAAAGUGAUGGAUUGCUAUUGUUAUUAAAGCAACGUCUAAAAUUAAGUGGAUAUCCAUAAUAAUAAUACAUUAAAACCAUGCCCUGGAAAUAUAUAUGAAAUAUCUAAAAUCAAA